Electrophorus electricus (electric eel) is the source of this 1243-nucleotide messenger RNA. RefSeq names its product twist family bHLH transcription factor 1a (gene twist1a). NCBI's taxonomy places the organism in Eukaryota, Metazoa, Chordata, Actinopteri, Gymnotiformes, Gymnotidae. Gene Ontology annotation, molecular function: DNA-binding transcription factor activity, RNA polymerase II-specific; RNA polymerase II transcription regulatory region sequence-specific DNA binding; protein dimerization activity. Gene Ontology annotation, biological process: developmental process; regulation of transcription by RNA polymerase II. The record is from RefSeq and is a predicted model, not a curated record.
CGAGCCAGCGCGAGAGUGUGACACCUAAAGUUUUCGAAGAGGGAAAUACAAACCACUGCGCCUGGUACUCUGGACUGUUGCACGGGGUGCGACGCUCGCGGAAAGGCGAUGUUUGAGGAAGAGACCAUGCAGGAGGAGUCGAGCUCCCCGGAGUCUCCAGUGGACAGCCUUGGUAACAGCGAAGAGGAGUUCGACAGGCAGCAGAAGAGAGGAGGGAGGAAAAGAAGCAGCAGGAAAAACGGGGAGGAUUCAGAUAGCCCGACCCCUGGGAAAAGAGGCAAAAAGUGUAGCAGCAGUCCGCAGUCGUUCGAGGAUCUUCAGACGCAACGGGUCAUGGCGAACGUUCGCGAGCGACAGAGGACGCAAUCUCUCAACGAGGCAUUCGCGUCUUUGCGGAAAAUCAUCCCCACCUUACCCUCUGACAAACUGAGUAAAAUACAGACGUUAAAGCUGGCUGCCCGGUACAUUGAUUUCCUUUGCCAGGUUUUGCAGAGCGACGAGCUGGACUCCAGAAUGGCAAGCUGCAGUUAUGUGGCACACGAAAGACUGAGCUACGCGUUUUCUGUUUGGAGAAUGGAAGGCGCGUGGUCCAUGUCAACAUCUCACUAACGGUGUCCGCGCGGACCCGUGGCUCUAGCGAGCAUGAUUUCCAACUUUGAGCGGCAGAAUGCUGCUUUGAGCAGAACACAGGCAGCUCACAAGAAGAAUUAGGGACCAAAACCAACACAGCCUGCAGACGAACCAGGCACGGAUUAUAAGGACAAGAUGUUGGAGACAAUCUUUAGCGGGUGGAACGUGGCGCCGUUGCGAGCACUUACGAAAACGAUUACAGUAGAAGAGGGAGCGCAUCCAGAUCUGUUCUUGUGAUUGCAGAUUGCGACGAGGAAUGUGGGAACUUGAUCCUUUCUGUAGGCUACACGUGCAUGUAGCGAAGCCUAGCCAUCUCAUCCCAAGACAGAAAGACUGCAUCAGGAGGCAGUUACUUUCAGGCUGACAGUGUGGACACGGCCAUGAAGUGACUGUCGUCAUAUUUAUUUCGUCAGUGAACGAAACUUGGCUCAUAUAUGUGUAAACAUUUUCUUUUUGGUCUGGUUCUUGAAAGUUUAUUUAUUUAUUGAUCCUUGUCGUGAUGCAGGAUGGAUCUGGUGUCUACAUGCAUUUCUGAUUCUUGUUGUAAAUAAGCAGGGUUUUUUUUUUGUUUGUUUGUUUUUUUGUUUGUUUUUUUGUUUUUUAUUUUGGUUUA